CUAACAAUUAUGAUAAAACUUUCUUGCAAAAAUAAGGAGCCACUCCCCUUAAACUCCUUGUUGACCACGCCCCUCAACUAAAAUGGGGAAUUCUCACAGCAGUCAAGAAGACGACCUUAAGACCAAGUAUCAAGAACUUAGUAAAGAGAAGAAAGGAUACGCCAUUUUACUCGGAAAUGAGCCACUCGAUCUCACAAGGAAAGAGGAAACAGUUGGAGCUAGACUCAGUUAUUUAGAAGAAUCCUUAACUGAUGUUGGAGUCAUUGAAGUAAUGACACCAUUCAUGACUCAAGGCGGUAGCUCUGAUACAAGAACAGCUGGUUUUACAAAGGACCAGUUCCAGCGUGUUCUCUUGAUGCAUUUUGAUGCUGACAUGUUGAGGAAUUUAUCUCGAUACUCGUGUUAUUGCGCAAUAUACAGUGGGCGGGGCUCUCAAGAGGGCAUCCUUACAAAGUCGAACCAGGUUGUUCCGUUUGUUGAAAUAAUAUCAUCAAUAUGUCACCAUUCCUCGGGUCAUGGUAAACCAACCAUAUUCAUAUUCGACUGUUUAUUUGAGACUACCCCGCCUCCAAACAUCGCCGUUGUCAUGGAUACUCUCAUGGAGAAGCUCCACCCACUUCCUAACGACGUUCUUAUUUGUUUGACGGGACAGACUGCAAGACCUGACGAGGUCCCGGGGGUUUUUACGCUCGAGUUUGCUCAAAUUUACGAAGAGUUUUCUCACUGUUUAACGCUCCCAGCCCUGCUAGUGAUGGCUGGAUUGAAGGUGUGUUUAACGAGUAGCCAUAUUGUUCAAAGACCAGUGAUAUGGACGACACUGACUGAUGAACUGGCCAUUGGAGCUAACGAUCCUUCGAUUCCAACUGUCAAUGAUGUUCAAGCCUGGUCUACUUAUUGCUGCAAUGUUAUCAAAAAACACAGUAGUGCUCCACUCCCUAAGCCUGAUGCCACGCCCGGCUGUGGCCGCAGAGUCUUUAUAAUUUAUGCCUCUGACUCUUGUGGGCGUGGCUUGGAGUCUAGCCCUAUAUGGCCGUUAGGGGCGUGGCUUACAUCACUUGGUUUUGACGUAUUCCUUGACGCCCCUGAACCCCAGGAGAACAGCAGCUGGUAUAACUGGUACAGCACUCAUGUCCUCUCUUGUAGGAACAUUGUGUUGGUAUGUUCACCUUUAAUGUGCUCAGCAUUCAAUGACACACCAGCUGCUUCUCUACCGGAGAGAUACGUAAUAGCAGCUCAGUUAAUGUGUUCAAUAGUCAGAGGUCUUCAAGGUUCUGAAGCUAAACGUUCCUUGAGGUUUUUCCCUGUUUUGUUCUCGUCAGUUCCUAAUGUUGAGUCGGUUCCCAAGUUUUUUUCUGACGGUAGUAUUUAUGAUUUAACGAGAGACCCUGGGCCUCCUGUGGGUACUUUUGAUUCACAACGAGUUCGAUCAGCGUAUGAUACUUUAGUGUUUCAUAUUUCUCGUUUACCAGUUCCAGUCACGCCCACUUCUGUAAAAGAGACAGUGACCGAUGAAAUGAUUGAUGAGCUCCUGACACUUAAAGAAGGUUAUAUUGCUGUCUCUCUUACUCUACCAGCGACCACUGUACCACCAACCAGUGUACCAGUACCACCACCAAGUGUACCUAUCCUUCCCAUACCUACUCAACCUCCUGCAAAUCGAGUCACAAUCCUUUCUUCUCUAACCGCUAGCCAGGAAGUAGACCAGUCCACGUUCCUGUGGUUAGCCCAGAGAGUGGCCGAGUGGAAGUUCAUGGGUCGACACUUGGGGGUACCAGAGUACCAGUUGACUCACAUUGAGAGAGAGAAUCCUCACAGUAUCAGUGAGCAGGUGAUUCAGAUGUUGUACGAGUGGAGGAAAGCUACACUGGACGAGGCAGCGACCAAUCAGAAGUUAUUGGACAGUUUGAAGUUUUCUGAGAGCAGUCGGAUGUGUGAUGAGUUCAUUAAUUAUCUUGAGAAGAAACAAUUUUGAACGUAUUUUGUAAUUUUGUAUCAUUUUUUAGUUUCUCAUAAUAAUAAUUACAUUUUGCUCAAUCACAGUAUUGUUUAGUAAUUCAUCA
This is a messenger RNA of Amphimedon queenslandica, 2060 nucleotides long. RefSeq lists its product as uncharacterized. Gene Ontology annotation, molecular function: protein binding. Gene Ontology annotation, biological process: signal transduction. The transcript has 4 exons. Bases 83 to 1972 code for a protein of 629 amino acids. Lineage: Eukaryota; Metazoa; Porifera; Demospongiae; Haplosclerida; Niphatidae. The record is from RefSeq and is a predicted model, not a curated record.